AUGAAUUACGGGAAGUGCAAUGUGGGACAAAAAGACUUCUACUCUCAGUGGGAUGAUGUCUUAGCUAGUUUGACACAUCUCCAUUUAUCCUAUUCUGGUCUUUCUGGUUUAGUCCCACAAGAAAUAUCUCAUUUAUCCAAACUUGUUUCUCUUGAUCUCUCUGGCAAAAAUUUGUACUUGCAAAAUCUUGCUAUGAAGAGAUUGGUUCAAAACAUAAUGUUCAGUGGGGUAGACAUGUCUCAUGUUGCUCCUCUUACUCUAGCCAAUUUGUCUUCUUCUUUGGCACAAGAUCAUUCUAUUGGGGGUUUGAAGUUUUUGGAAGAUUUGAAUGUUGAAGGUUCUUUCGCAGGAUCUAUUCCAGCAUCAAUUGGAAACCUUACUCAAAUCACUAAUAUCCACCUCUCCGACCAAAACUUCAUUGGUGAGCUCCCCUUUUCACUUGGCAAACUUGAACAUCUUACUUCUUUGACUCUUGAUGGUAACAAUUUCAGUGGAUAUGUUUUACUUUCAAACAAUAAGUUGACCGGAGAGGUUCCUUUUUCAAUCUGCAACAACAGUGAUAUGACAAUUCUUGACUUGUCUAAUAACAGGUUGAAUGGCAAAAUUCCACAUUGUUUGGGAAAACUCAGCUACUAUUUGACGGUUUCAGAUUUGUGGAUGAACAACUUGCAGGGAGUAAUCCCUGCAAAGUUUGCCAAUUGUGAAAGCUUAAGGAUUCUUAGCUUGAGUGGGAACCAAUGGAGGGACCGUUACCACAUUCUUUGCUUAACUGUAAAGAUUUGGAAGUUCUUGAUGUUGGUAACAGCACAAUUAGUGUUAGCUCUAAAGCCAAAACUUCGUUUUCCUAUGUCGCGAAUCAUGGACAUCUCUCACAAUGAAUUCAUAGGCUCCUUGCCUACGAGGUUCUUCAAGAAUUUGAAAGCCAUGUUGAGUGUGGGUAGAAAUGAAUUACGGGUAGUGCAAUAUGUGGGACAAAAGGACUUGUACUCUCAGUGGGAUGAUGUGAUGAGGGUUACGAUGAAAGAUAGAGAUAUUGAACCGACGACAAUUCUUACCAUCUUCACCACCAUUGAUCUUUCCAACAACAAUUUCAGUGGGAAAAUUCCAAGCAACAUUGGAGAGCUUAAGUCACUUGAAGAGCGCAACUUUUCUCAUAACAAUCUUGUGGGUUGUAUCCCUUCAUCAAUUGGGCUUUUGACAAACCUGGAAUGGUUAGACCUCUCUUCAAAUCAACUUGCUUGUAGAAUUCCGCAGAAGCUGUUGGAUCUGGCAUUCCUUGAAGUCUUAAACCUUUCAUGCAACAAACUUGAGGGACCAAUCCCGGAGGGGAAGCAAUUUAAUACAUUUUCAAACGAGUCCUAUUUAGGAAACUUGGGAUUAUGCGGAUUUUCAUUGUCCAAGUUGUGCUACCAAAGUGAAACACCGCAACCUCCACAACAGAAUGUUUCAGGUUCAAUAAUCGAAUUCGGAUGGCAAGUUGUAUUGUUAGGGUACGGAUGUGGAGUCAUUUUUGGAUUGAUUAUGGGGUAUAUUGUGUUUUCAAUUGGGAAACCCAAUGGCUGGUGA
This is a messenger RNA of Gossypium arboreum, 1566 nucleotides long. Its product is annotated as receptor-like protein 9DC3. The transcript has 6 exons. The coding region runs from base 1 to 1566 and encodes 521 amino acids. Gene Ontology annotation, molecular function: protein binding. Lineage: Eukaryota; Viridiplantae; Streptophyta; Magnoliopsida; Malvales; Malvaceae. The record is from RefSeq and is a predicted model, not a curated record.